Messenger RNA from Tetrahymena thermophila SB210, 3933 nucleotides. Its product is annotated as cyclic nucleotide-binding domain protein. NCBI's taxonomy places the organism in Eukaryota, Ciliophora, Oligohymenophorea, Hymenostomatida, Tetrahymenidae. The transcript is spliced from 5 exons. The record is from RefSeq and is a predicted model, not a curated record.
AUGAGUGAAUUAGCAAAUCAUCUUAGUUAAAAAUUGCAAAAUGUGAAGCAAAAGUUGUAGGAAAAAUUUGAAGAAAAAACCGAAUUUCUAAAGUCUUUAGAGUUAAUUUAAAGAUGUCCUUCUUGGUGUAGAAAUGAUAUUGUGACUAAACUUCGUUCAUGUAUGGUUCUAAAAACGUAUGCUAAAGAUCAAAUUGUUAUGGAUUCAAGUUUAUCUACAUUCAAUUUGUAUCUUAUAUAUCAUGGCGAAGUAGGAUGUUAUUUAGAUGAAAAAUAUUUACAAAAAAAGCUAACAUAAGGACAAUCUUUUGGAGAGUUAGCAUAUACUUUUAAUAGGGCAAGCAAGACAUCUUUUAAAUGCCAUGACACUUGCUAAAUAUAUGUAGUUAUGAAAUAAGAUAUUCCAACUAUAUUAAAGGAUUUUGAAAGAUAGAACCAGGCUAAACUUACAGCUUAAGUUUUUAAGUAAUCUCCUUUUUUCUCAGAUUGGGAUUUAGGAUCUGUAAGUUAUUUAUACUAUCUUGGCUAAAUGUAGAAUUAUGUUAGAAAUUAGACUGUUUAUUCUUAAAAGAGUGAAACAAAUGGAAUAUAUUUAAUAGUUUAGGGUGAAUUUUCAUAUAGCAUCAAAAAAAAGACUGAAAAGAAGUAAAUCAUGGUAAAUCCUGAAGGAGAAAUAGACUCAGAUUAAGAAAAAAUAGAAUUAGAAAAAGAAGUUUUUGAAUUAAGAACAUAGCUUGUUUAGAAAACCUUUAUUUCAAAAAUAAGUACUAUGAGUGCAGGAUAAAUAUUUGGAGAAGAAGAAGUUCUAAAAAAAAUAUGCAGGAAGUAUAAUACGACUUGCGAUAGUGUUGAUGGCAUAGUUAUUUACUUUAACUAAUAAGUCUUUUGGAGUUUAAUAUAUAAUAAUCCCUAAUAUAAGGCUAUAGUUGAUGACAAAGUAAAAAAGUAGGAUAUUGUCAAGUAAAUGUAGAUAAACUAUAUAAAAUCAUCUAUGGAUGACUAUGAUAAUUAUCUUUUAGGGAAAUAGUAUGCCUAAAAUGGUUAAGAGUUAUCUAAAAUAGAUUAAUCCCAAGGGUAAACUUCAAUUACUUUAUAAAAGCACACUUCUAAGAAUGGAAAUAGCGAAGAAAAAAGUAAGAAAAAAAAAUAAUAAGAAAAAGAUGAUAUCAAAAUAGCUAUAGAAAAAAUUCCUUUGCUUGAUUUAAAGAAGAUAAACGAUCAAGCUAAGUAAUUUAAUUAAUAUUCUUUUGAUCCUUAAGGAGAGAAAUUUAACAACCCAUAUGAUUAAGAUUAGGCUGAAAACGGGAUGCAAAAUGGAAAUGUAACUAGUAAAAAUAUGCUGAAGAUUUAAAUGAGAACUAGUAGCACAAUAAAUAAUUAAUGCUAAUUAGAAUUCAUAAAGAUGGAAGGGUAAACUGUCUACAUACCGAGUGGCGUAUUGACAUCUAAAGCAAAUAGUAAUACUAAUCAUUAAACUCACCACACCUUUAAUAAUAAUUAAAAUAAUUAAGAAAGUCCCUUUAAACAAAAGUUUUAAGCAAACUCAUAAGAAGAUUUAGAUAAUCAGGUUGUAUCACCUAGAAUGUCUUAAAGAGAGAAUAAUAAUAGUCCUCGAUAUUCAGAAUAAACUCAAAAAAAUAAAUAAAAUGUUUCUAAUAAUAAUUUUAUGCAACUUCCUAUUACUUUAAAUAAUACACAACAGAAUACUCCAACUAACGCUAAUACUAACAAUAACCAAAAUUAAUUGAAUAAUGGUAGCACCCACAAGAACAGUAACUCAAGCGAACUUUUUGAUUUGAUCAUGUACCACAAUUCUAAAAAAUAUAGUAAAUAGUUUACGAGAAUGAAGAAGUUAAUUUAAGAAGGAGAUAAAAUGCAAGAAAUGAAUAAAAAAAAAUAUUCUCUCUAAAAUUUAUUUGGUACAGAUAGGAGUACCCCUAAAUCUGUUAUAUCUUAGAUAGCAAAUAUACUUAAAGAGAGAUCUUAAAAUGGAUAAAUAUAAAACAUUCAAAAUGCUCCUUUACUCAUUUCUUAAUUUUAUACUAAUUUUUAAUAAUAAAAUAAAGAAUAAAACUCUUAAAAUAAUUUUUAAAUUAAUCACUAAAGAAGUAGUAGCUAAGAUAAUUUAAUUGAAGUAUCAAGAUAGUAAACACUCAAUUUUUUAACUUCUAACUAAAAGUAAGAAUAGGUUUCUAAAUAAAACUCCCCUUAAAAUAUUGAUAUAAAUCCUGGACAAGAUAAAUCUAAAUAACUCUAGCCAAGCAGCUUUGCAUAAGCAGUAAUACAGCACUCAUAAAAAAAUUUUCAAGGUGUUUUAUUGAAUUAAAAAAAAUAAUUUAUUCAUAACGGAGAAGAUUAAAUUAAUAUCAAUGUUAUUGCAUCAACACCUUAGUAAAACAAUUAUCAAUCCUAAGAAAUUUAAGAGAAAUAAUAUAAUCACUCUAAUUCCAAUUUAAAUUAGCUUUUAAAUACCUUAAAAAACAAUAAUAAUGAGCAAAAUCUAAAAAACUAAAAGUUAUAAGACAAAUAAUAACAAAGUUCUCUAACAUAACUUUAAGGUGAAGAAAAUGAUAGUUUCAUUUCUGCUCAAAAAGAUUAGAAAAUUGAAAAGUUAACCUUAACAGAAAGAUAAUAAAAGUCUAAAACAUCAAAUAGCGGUUUUAGAAUCAAUAAAAGUCAACAAUAAAAGUAAAUAAUUAAUUUAUAAAAUAAAAUACUGUAAGAGAAAGCAAAUGGUGAUGAAACAUUAGAAAGUAUUAAUACAAGGACAUAUCACUUUGACAAAAACGCAAAUCGUAAAAUUAAAAGUUCAACUGGACUAAAAGUAGAAAAAGAAAUAUUUAUUCAUUAAAAAUAAAAUAAUUCUUCAAACGAUUAGCAUUUAUUAAACUAAAAAAAAAAUAGUCUAUGCUCUUCUGAUCAUCUUAUGAUCGAAAUAGAUUCAAAUGUCAAGGUCACUCCUAUAGAGUUUUAUAAUUAGAAAAAAACAAGUGUUACCAGUAACUUCAUUGAUAAGCCUCAUUCCAAAGAUUAGCACAUAUCAUAUUAACAAAAUCAUUCAAAAUAUAAUUCUCUUUAACAUUUUUCUCCUCCUCUUCCAAACUCUUAAUCUAUUAUUAAAGAAACUCAUAAAAAUUUUACAAACUAAAUAACAUAAAUGAAAGACGAAAACCAUUAAUCAGAUAACCACUAAUUACGAGGAUAAGACUAUAUUCUACCAAAAAAUUAUUUAAAAAAUUUAAGAAUAAAAUCUGAUACCUCUUAGCUUUAAAAAAUUUCAAAAAGUCCUUUAAGGAUAGAUCAAAACUUAAGCAAUAGUAAUUAAUAAUAAGAAAAUUAGAAAAAUAUUAUUUCAUCUAGCUAAUUGGUUAGCCCAAGACUUGUUUUAAAAUAAACACGUCCUUUAUAUCAUGACUCUAAUAGUAAUGAUAGCAGCAAAUAAAGAUUUUCAUAAAAUAAAAAUACAGUUAAAGUUCAAGAGUAGCUUCUAUAGAAGCAUGUCUAAUCUACUUUUUAAAUUCAAGAUAAUAAAUAAAUUACCUCUUUUAUAUAAAAAGUAAUUGGCAGAGAAGAUAAAAAUAAAUAAUACAUACCUUAAUAAUAUAUCAUAUCCUAUACUUCUAAUCAAUAACAACAAUAACAAUAAAGUAACCAAUUUUAAUAGACAAAAAGUUUUACUGAUUUACCUUACUUGUAGUAGCAAAAGCUACCAAUAUCAGCAAGACAUUCUAGCACUUAAGAUAAAAAAUUUUACUUCUCAAAAGAUAGUAACAAAUUUAGACAGUCUUUGCAUUUCGAUCAUAUAAACAAAGAACCAAUCAGCAAAAGUGAUGAUGUAUAAAUUAAUUCUAUUAAAGAAAAAUCACCUAAUUCUAGAUAAAAUUAAAUUUGCGAAGAUCUAGGAUACAACUUUGUUAAAACUAAAAUUUAGUGA